AUGAAUUAGAUGUAAUGUCAGUUUCUAAGAUAAUAUCUGAAACAAUUUUUUGAGGGUGGUAGUUUACAGAAAUAUAAUUAAGUUGUAUAAUUGAGGAAAGACCUAUGAAUAGUUCAAGAAUAUGUCUAGUUUGAAAAGCGUGUAGAAGCAUGUGUGUCAGCUAGCACUAGAUAGUGUUAUGCUUUGUGGUCAUGUUGGAGACCAGAUUUACGCGUGGAAUGCCAGAUACCUUUUGGCAGCCUAGUUCUAGCUACGGACUAAAGAUUCACCAGGAAAUGGCUGCACCUAAUCUGAAAUAUGGCAAGGCGAGCCAAGAUGAUAUAUGUUAUGUUGUGGCAAAAUAUGACUAUGAACACCAAGGCCCCCAAGAACUUGAUCUCCGUAAAAAUGAACGUUAUGUGUUAAUUGAUGAUUCCAAACAUUGGUGGAAAGUACAGAAUUCUAGAAAUCAAGCAGGAUAUGUUCCUAGCAAUUAUGUUAAAAAAGAAAAGCCUUCCCUCUUUGAUAGUAUCAAAAAGAAGGUAGGCACCACUAUCGCGGUAAAAAAAGGUUCAGGAUCAAAAACGCUACCAUCGAACAAUUCCCCUUCUAGAACAGUAGAAUCUCCUAGUAUGGCACGACGAGCUGCAACAGACCCUGCUGAAGCUAUUGGGGUUGCUGUAGUCAAGUAUAACUACCAAGCACAACAACCUGAUGAAUUGUCUUUGGUUAAGGGGUCAAGAAUUUUGAUUCUCGAAAAAAGUAAUGACGGAUGGUGGCGAGGGCAGAGUAGCAAUAUUACAGGAUGGUUUCCAUCAAAUUAUACUCAAGAGGAAGGUGAUCUUGAUGAUACAAUGCACACAUAUGCCAUGGCUGAAAAUGUACUCGAUAUAGUAGUAGCUCUAUAUUCUUUCACUUCUUCAAAUGACCAAGAGCUGUCAUUUGAGAAAGGCGAUAGGCUGGAAAUAUUAGACAGGCCCCCUAGUGACCCAGAGUGGUACAAGGCAAGAAAUGCCCAAGGUCAGAUAGGUUUAGUCCCAAGAAAUUAUUUACAAGAAUUGUCUGAUUAUAUGGAUAGGCCAUAUCAGGAGAGAGGAAAGCAAGAGCGAAUUGAUUCAUCAAUGGUCAGUUCGCAGGUGUCAAUGAUUGAUAAACCUCAUCUUAUUGAUAAGCCAUGGUACUAUGGAACCAUUACCAGAAAUCAAUGUGAUAAUCUCCUUAAUCAGUUUGGACAUGAUGGAGACUUUUUAAUUAGAGAUAGUGAAACAAACGUUGGAGAUUACUCAGUUUCUUUGAAAGCUCCAGGUCGAAACAAGCAUUUCCGAGUGCACGUCGAGGGCGCCCUGUACUGCAUAGGACAACGAAAAUUUCACACCCUUGACCAAUUAGUAGACCACUACCAGAGGGCUCCUAUAUACACCAAUAAACAAGGUGAAAAAUUGUAUCUGGUGCGUCCAUUGCCCAAGACAAAAUAAUAGACAAAAUACUAUUAGGGGCGUUAUUUAUGAAAAUGAAUGUGGAUGUUUUGCUGCAAUACUCAGAUUUUACAUAUAGGUAAAUUGUCGGCAGUUUCAUUUUAACUAAUUAUAUGUAGGUACAUACUAGGUAAAUUGAAUAUAAAAGCAAUAAACAGGUAAAAUUGGUCCAUCUCAGACAGCAACGAGGAAAGAAUUAAAUGAUUUUCCACGCAUGCACAAAAUUUUCAGUUUUACUUGCAAUUUUUUUUAACCGUAAUAUAUUCAGAUUUAACCCGUUUUUCCAUCAUGGCAUUGAAAAAUAUUGCUGGAAAAAUGCCACAGCUAUAGUGAAAAUCAUCCAAAUCACUUACAGCAAGUGGUGCCCUCGGCCACAUUGAAUGCGAAGCUUGAAAUGACUGGCGCUUGCGCAAAUGGCAUUCUGCGUGAUGUUUGGAAAGCGGCUUAGAUAUAUUCAAUUUAUCUAUAAAGCUAUUAACUUUAGGUAGCUACAUAAAUUAUUUUUAUAAUAGUUUAGCCAGUUCUAUUCUAUAAAGGUGUUUCUUUAGCGCCUCUCGUUUUUUUUAUGGUUGGAACAUCCAUUCAUUCUUUUUUAUUUUGAACGUCACAUUAGAUAUAUUUUUGUGUGAGUGAAUUUUUGAGUUUGCAGACAGCUUUAGUGUAAUGAUAUAUCAUUAAUAAAAUUAAAUAUGUGAUGGAAAUAUUGAUGAUUUUCUCGCUAUACUUCUCUUGGCAGUGCUUGUACCAACAUGAUAUUGCUUUAUAUUAGGAAUAGGUUAAUUAGCCCAGAACAAUUUUUUUUUCAGUUUUUGAUUUUGAUCUCUUCAGUGUGGUAAAUUGUCAUUUUUUCCAUUACAUACUCUGUAAAAUAUCUGGUCGUAUAUUUACCCUUUUACUUUGUUAUUUUUGUAUAUAUUUUGUAAGUUAUUAAAUAAAAUUUAGUGUUUUGCAUUAAGAUGUAAAGAAUAUGUUUUUUUUUUAUUCUUUAUAUAUAUAUGAACUAGAACCACUUUUAAUAUAUUAGUCCAAUUUAAUAUAUACCUUUUUGCUCAUGCCAGUUUACAGUCAGCCAAGC
This is a messenger RNA of Cylas formicarius (sweet potato weevil), 2529 nucleotides long. RefSeq names its product cytoplasmic protein NCK1 (gene dock). The record is from RefSeq and is a predicted model, not a curated record. Lineage: Eukaryota; Metazoa; Arthropoda; Insecta; Coleoptera; Brentidae. Gene Ontology annotation, molecular function: protein binding. The transcript has 7 exons. The coding region runs from base 192 to 1454 and encodes 420 amino acids.